This is a messenger RNA of Knipowitschia caucasica, 279 nucleotides long. The record is from the annotation of a GenBank genome assembly. NCBI's taxonomy places the organism in Eukaryota, Metazoa, Chordata, Actinopteri, Gobiiformes, Gobiidae.
AUGACCCGGCAGAGCAAACACGUUUUGUCUCUGAGAGGAACCGCCACCUGCAGCCUUCAGCGCGGUAUUGAAGAGCUGUCACCUCUCAUGGCGACGGUGGAACAGGCCGUGGCCAGGCUAAAGCACACUCAUCACUGGGACGUCCUGAAUAACACGCCGGGACUGAACCAGUGGCUCUGUCACACGGGGCUUCAAUCUGGAGGGCAGGUCUCUGAGCUCUGCCGGGUCUAUUGCUUUCCCCGUCGCACCAGAAAACGCAAAGGUGUCUUCCUCUGUUAA